This is a messenger RNA of Oncorhynchus nerka (sockeye salmon), 7018 nucleotides long. It is a transcript of the gene usp36, whose product is annotated as ubiquitin specific peptidase 36. The coding region runs from base 139 to 3663 and encodes 1174 amino acids. The transcript has 20 exons. Gene Ontology annotation, molecular function: cysteine-type deubiquitinase activity. Lineage: Eukaryota; Metazoa; Chordata; Actinopteri; Salmoniformes; Salmonidae. Gene Ontology annotation, cellular component: nucleus; cytosol. The record is from RefSeq and is a predicted model, not a curated record. Gene Ontology annotation, biological process: protein deubiquitination; regulation of apoptotic process.
CAUGCUUGCCCACACCCUCUCAGAAUGCAGCAUGGGGGAAAUAAUGUAACACAAUUAAGGAACUGUAGCCAGGCAGAGUGUCUUUAUCGCCAAACAGUCGUCGUUUUCGGAUGAUUGAAUUUAAGUGAUGCUCAAACGAUGCCUAUAGUGGACAAGCUCAAGGAGGCCCUGAAGCCCGGCCGGAAGGACUCCUCGGCGGGGGACGAUAGCGACCUCAAUAAGCUGCUGGCCUCCUCGGCCAAGAAGGUCCUGCUGCAGAAGAUUGAGUUUGAGCCGGCCAGCAAAGGCUUCUCCUAUCAGCUGGACACUCUCAAGACCAAAUAUGUGAUCCUCAACCCCCGCGGCAGUGAGGGGGCCACGUCGGGUCAGAGGGCCAGCACAGAGCCCGCUCAGAUCAAGAGGCAAGUUUCAGACAACCAGUGUGGGGGCCAGAGUGAUGGGAUCCCCGCCCCACAGAAGAUGCUCUUCCCUGGGAACAGACUCUCCAUGCGUUGGGAGCGUGUCUACCGGGUGGGAGCCGGCCUCCACAACCUGGGCAACACCUGCUUCCUUAACUCCACUGUGCAGUGUCUCACCUACACACCGCCCCUGGCAAACUAUCUCCUCUCCAAGGAGCACAGUCGUGCCUGUCACCAGUCGGGUUUCUGUAUGAUUUGUAUAAUGCAGAACCACAUCAUCCAAGCCUUUGCCAACACAGGAAAUGCCAUCAAGCCUGUCUCCUUCAUCCGAGACCUAAAAAAAAUUGCCAGGCACUUUCGGUUCGGUAGCCAGGAAGACGCCCAUGAAUUCUUACGCUACACCAUCGAUGCCAUGCAGAAAGCCUGUCUGAACACCUACCCCAAGUUAGACCGGACGACACAGGCCACCACAUUGGUCCACCAGAUAUUUGGCGGUUACCUCAGGUCGCGAGUUAAGUGUUCCAUUUGCAAAAGUGUGUCAGACACGUACGACCCUUACUUGGACAUCGCUGUGGAGAUUCGACAAGCAGCAAAUAUCGUCCGAGCCCUGGAGCUCUUUGUCAAGCCCGACGUGUUGAGUGGAGAGAACGCCUACAUGUGUGCCAAGUGUAAGAAGAAAGUUCCGGCAACAAAGCGAUUCACAGUCCACCGAACGUCCAAUGUUCUGACCCUGUCUCUCAAGAGGUUUGCCAACUUCAGUGGAGGAAAAAUCACCAAGGACGUUGGCUACCCAGAGUUCCUGAACAUCCGCCCCUACAUGUCUCAGAGCACAGGGGACCCGGUCAUGUAUGGCCUCUAUGCUGUCCUGGUGCAUUCUGGGUACAGCUGUCAUGCUGGCCACUACUACUGCUAUGUCAAGGCCAGCAACGGGCAAUGGUACCAGAUGAAUGACUCGAUGGUCCAUUCCAGUAACAUCAAAGUAGUCCUGAAUCAGCAAGCCUACGUUCUAUUCUACCUGAGGAUCCCAGAGACCAAGAAGAACGUGGAUGGCCAGAUCACCAAGCAGGGAAUGGGGAAGAACGUAGCGACGUCAGAGCAGUUCAGGAAGACCAACCUCAACAGACCCCUGUCCUCUCCGCAGGUCACCAAGGUAUGGGACAGGCUGGCAGAACGGUCCGUCAUCAGAAUGUUUGAAAGCAAUACGAAACUGGACCCUUUCCAGCUGCGUAAGAUUCAGUCCGUAGAGGGCGGCCUGGGCAUACCCGUGUCUAGGAACGGCGCCAACAUCUCCCAGCAGCCCAACAAGAUGUCCAACGGGACGUCGUCCUCCUCCCACGCACCCACCAGGAUACCCAGUGGACCCAUGCUGAUCGAGGAGCCCUUCAAGAAGCUGAAGAAGCCCUGUCCUCCUCAGCAGCCCCAGGCGCGCAGCAGCACCCCCGCCCCCUCCAACGGUGUGGCCGGCAGGUCGGACGGCGGAGACCGGAGGCACGGGAACCAAGGGGCCAGGGGCCUGGCCGCAUCUACCUCACUCAAGUCCCUGUCAGACUCCUCCUCGGCAGACACCUCCGACUCAAAGGAUUCCAUGGGUACCAAAAGUGCGCCGGUUGUUGGGACGUCCACCCCCCCUAGGAAUGUCUCGAACGGCAUGGCCUCCCCUGCCAAGAGUGUGGAGCGCGUGGGCACGGAGGAGCAGAAGACAGUCAAGCUAAAACCCCUGGCCCUCAACAACAUCACAUCUUCACCCACCGGCACCACGUCUCCCCCACCCGCCAAGAAAUUGGCCCUGUCGGCCAAGAAGGCCAGUCGCAGCCGGAGUCCGAGCAGCACUGAGGCUCAACACCCCCACCUGCCACGCCAUCCGUCCAGUGACCGCACGCAUCCUGCUCAACUUAACCUCACCUUCACCUCACCCACUCACAGUCACAGGGUUGGUCCAUUCCAUUCACCCAAACUGCAAUCUCCACCUGCAGCCCACCAUGUCCACUCAGGCAUCCCAUCUAAGCAUCAGAGUCCCCAGAAAUCAAACUCCACCCUCUCUCCAAAAACCAAUGGUCUUCAGACCCACCUUCCAAAGAGCCCUAAACCUACCAAGACCCCCAGUCUGUCAGAGCCUGGCCCAAGCAGUUCCACCACCUCCUUAAAGAAGAAAAAUAAGAAACGGCGUCACUCUGAGAUGGAAGGCGGAGAGCGAGAGCCAUCACUGGCCUACGUCAUCCCAGACAUCCCCGCUGAGCCCGAACUGAUCGAACCAGCCAGUGAGAGGAAGAGGAGGAAAAGGAGAAAGAAGAGGAAGAGGGAGGAAGAUGAUGGAGAUGCAGCCGUGCACCACAGGGAAAGGGUUCAGUCUCAUCUGGAUGCUUCGCUGCCGGCCCAAGAGGAGGACUGGUGUCAGGGGGGAUCAUGGAGACUCAGCCCCCCUGACCAAAGAGCCCUGGAACAACCAAAGCUGCCCCAUCCCCAGCCUAAGAGUAAGCUCCAGUUGGUUCCAGUGGUUCUCCAGUGUGAUGCGAAUCAAGGAGAGCAGAGUAUGGACACUGUGACGAUGUUGAAGAGGAGGAGGAGGAGGAAGAAAAGGAGAUUGGAGGAGGGACCGGAGGAAGCAACAUUAACACGUUCUGUUUCAGAAAGCAGUUCUGGGACGAAGGACACGGUUGUUGAAAACGGCGCUGGGGAUUCUACUGCCCCAAAGAAGUUAAAGAAGCGCAGGCUAAAAGAAGAGGUGAAACAGUGGGAGGAAAGCAGGCGUUGUUGCUCCGGCGACCAGAGGAGCGACACUGACGCAGCGGAGGCCCUUCCCAAGAAGGGCACCGUGGAGAGCACUGCUGGAGUGAUCGUGUGGGACAGCCAGGUUAAGGAUGGCUACAAGCGCUCCAAGGCCCCCGCUGCAGAAGCAGUAGAGGGUGGUCCUGGGGAUGUCCCCCACCCAGCCCCCAUGGUCUGGGAUGGCAAGAGGAGUGGUGGAGUGGUUGAGGAGCUCCUGAAGAACUCUUUGGACAAAGCCUAUGGAACCCAAGUCCUCAGCUGGGAGGGAGAGGCAUCUGCCAUCAGUAGGGAUGCCAUUGACGACACCCGCGAUGCCAGAACCGACAUGGUGAUUGACGAGUGGGAUGAGGACUUCGACAGUGGAAAGGUGAAGAAAAUGAAAAAGUACAAGCGAGAGAAGAGGAGGAGCGGCAAUAUCUUCCAGAAGAUCCAGGACCGGCGGAGCAUGUGGUCGGUCACACCCGGCGCCAAGAAGACCGGCUUUGGAUACCGUCACUGAGAGCCAACCAGAAUGGAUGUUUGGAUACAGUCACUGAGAGCCAACCAGAAUGGAUGUUUGGAUACAGUCACUGAGAGCCAACCAGAAUGGAUGUUUGGCCACAGUCACUGAGAGCCAACCAGAAUGGAUGUUUGGCCACAUACAGUACAACCGAACUGGAGUGACGACACGUGACACCACUGUAACAAUGUGAAUCUUUUUUUAAUUGCUUGGCGGUUCAUACCCUGAUUGCAAUACGAGAGACCAUGGCCAGUUGACAGAACAACACAUCUUUGAUCUGUGCUGGUCUCUUCACUAUAGAACUUACCGCAAGUCUUCCUUUGAUGACCGAGUCUGGUGAGCUGACCAACACGGGCUGUGAUGUUACCACCGUCAGCCAGGGUUCAGCAACAAUGAGUUGACCAUUGCUUCUACACCGUUGUCUCAGAUGGAUAUGAAAAUAUUGUUCAGUCAAUGGUGCUCAAGCUGCUCAUGAAUAUGAUGGAUUUACCGUACUGUGAUGAACUUCCAUCUGUGGUAAUAACAUGACAAUAUGUUAUGUUAGGAAUUCAGAACAAGUCAUGUCAGGAAUUCUCAUAUUUGUACAUUUUACAUGGUUGGGCUACUCUAGGAGACGGUUCUGGGGUUUUCUAGCCGGUAUCAAAGGAUGUGGCAUGCACCAUAUAGCAUUUAUCUGUGUGAAAGGCUGAGGUGAGAGAUGUUGUAUCAUGUAUGCUAGAUAACCCUUACCCAUCAGCUAAAUGUAUUGAAACCUAUGAGGGAGACACUUGGGUUGUGUUCAGGUGGGCGAAACGUGCAGAACUUUGAAUUAUAGUAAUGUAUAGAGCUGAAAUGAUUUCCUAUAGAAAAUCAUUGUGUUCUACACAAUCUAUUUCUCUGAACAUUCUAAAAUGUUGCAACCAGUGAUUUAGUGUAUAAAAAAAAAAUUGGUUGGUUAGUAAACGUUGAUCGCCGUUCUUGCUGAGUAAAGCAACACUCUCUAUACGUUCAAUGCAUUUUCCCACAAAUGGUGGGUAAACGCUCGGGCAAAAUACAAAAAACAUGCGUAAAUGACAUUUCCGUGCGUUUACCCUCUACUACACCACUGGUUACAACCGCUGUGCUGACUGGGCGAUCUGCAGGACAGUGGGCCAAUAGAGGUGUAUACUGUUCUCCUGACUCAUAUGGCUUAUUCUGUAUGUGAAGACAUGUGGUGACCAUCUCGUGCUGAUCACCAUCAGCACAAUCACCAAGUCACCUUUAAAAGAUCCCAAACAUGAACAGGACUGCAGAGGGUGAAGCCAUCAUAACUGAUAUGCUUUAUUCCCAUCUCUUUUAGUUUGGGAAUGAUUGAUACUUUUAUGCUUUUAUGGUUUCUUAUUCUGUGUGAUUUCUUUGCCACAAUGCCUUCUUGGUUUGUUCUACAUGACCUGAUAAAACUGACCCACUGUGGCUGCUGCUGACACAUUUACAUAUUCUGAUUCUACUGUUAUUUUACAAGCAUACAUUUGGAGGGGGAAACAGUCACAUGCCUGUCCCACGCAGACAAACGGCCUCCAUCUUUAGUUUAAUCUGAUUGAUUAUUGUAUGCGUGAUGGUGGUAUUUGAAGUUUCCUAUAUCAGAAUAUUCAGUUCUGCGUCCCUAACAGAUUGUUCUUGUUUCCUUUCCUGGGUGAAUUUGACGGUUCUGAAGAUGAUGUAAUUUGGUAGAUGUGUCAGAAUAGAAAAUGUCAUGUUCGAUUAACACCAAGUGAUGCUGGAAUAGGAAUUGCCCCGACAUCAGCUAAUUGCAAAGUUCAUAGGCGGAUGUCUCUACCCCCAGGUCAAGUUGGGGACUGUAGCGAUAACGUCAAGGCUUUGCCUGUUUGUAACACCACAUAAUCCACCUUUAAUGGAUUAGGCAUAUCAUUGUUUCAUCUGCUUUCUAAUCCAUUUGCUCUCCUUUCUGGUAAAUAGUCCCAUUCUGUUUUGCAAAAGAGGGUGUGAGUGUGAUUCUGGGGUGGGUGGGUUGAAUUGGGAACUUUUUUUCAACCCUAGACAUCUACAGUAGGUCAUGAGUGGAGCUAAUUUCUCAUCUCUUCUGUGUGUUAUUCCCAAUGUCAAGUCCUUGGUCCCUGGUCUCUAACUAAAAGUUGUGUUGGUGACCAUUGUUUAGUAAUGCUCCAUCUCCAGUGAAUUUCAGCUUGGUUGUGCAUCAUGUGUUUUCUGAAUGAAUUUUGGGCCUCAAUAUGAACCAAACAGUUCUUUUUUUGUGUGUUCUAUCCCAGAUAAAGAGUUGCAUGUAGGCUGGUCCCAGAUCUGUUUGUGUGGUUUGGCCAACACCUAUGGCCAUUGUAAAUGUUGGAAAUGCAGCACAGACCUCUGGGGCCAGGCUAGAUUGCGUACGUUGCCCCAGGCAUAGUUAGUUUGAAGUUGAUGUAUAUGCUAUUAGUACAUGAUCAUUGUCCCAAUCUGUACUCUCUCUAUGCAAAUCACCCACAGACAGUCCAACUAACUGGUCAUCUGGAACCUGAUGUACCCAGCCAUCCCCCAACCUUACAACCCUCAUGUUCAACCAACCUUCUAGCCAAGUCCACAUUUUAUUACACACCACCACCAUUUGAUCCUGUUUUCUACCAGUAUAUUUGGGGGAGUGAAAACAUGGGAUCUUCCACUUUAUCUGGGCACUGAUUUUGAUAAAUAGAUGAUAAAUGCUAGUCAUUAAACAAAGCGCUUGGCCAGUGUAGAAGAUUGUACAGUCCGCCUGGUGUUUCCCAAGCUUUCCCCGUCAUCCCUGCGUAGACUUAGCCUUUACAAACCAUCCUGGUCUGAUCGGCUACACGCAAACAGAAUGCAAGCUUGUGAGAUCAGGAUGAUUCGUACGAGGCUAGUGUAGUUCUAGCCACCUAUUGACUUUCAUUCUAGAGAUGUCAGCUUAAACAGUAUAGUUAAUUGAUAAUGUUAAAUCAUUUAAAGAAACUUUUCACAAAUCUUUCAUGUGUUAUAAAAAAUACAGAUAAAAUCUGUAUUUGGAUUGGUGGGGGAUUGUGAGACUUUAAAUAAUUUCUUGCAGAUGGAUGUUCAUAUGUGCGUGUUUCAUACGAUGACACCUUGUUACUGUAGUGUCAUACAGUACGAGAGCGGUUUCAUCACCAGUUCCAUUGAAUGUGUUUUAAUGUUGACUGUGAAAUGAGCUUUAGGACAUGUUCGAUUCUCAAGGAAACUGACACGAGGACAUUAUACUGGUGUGACUGAUCCACGUCAUAUUUGCAUUGAUGGUUCUAUAUUUUGCACCGCCUUUUCAGACCAAGGAGAGACCUUUCAUAAUGAAAAGUGACUCUUACCAAAAUGGAUCAUGUAAUUAGCUAUACAGGUGCAAUAAAGUUGUGACUUUGAA